This is a messenger RNA of Cannabis sativa, 1472 nucleotides long. RefSeq lists its product as uncharacterized. The transcript is spliced from 3 exons. The coding region runs from base 380 to 937 and encodes 185 amino acids. The record is from RefSeq and is a predicted model, not a curated record. NCBI's taxonomy places the organism in Eukaryota, Viridiplantae, Streptophyta, Magnoliopsida, Rosales, Cannabaceae.
GAACCAUAAACAGAAUCUUGAAGUGGUGAAGGGGCUACUUCCACGGACAGAGGAGGAGGCAUUUGUGAGGACCAUAUCUUACGAUGGUGUGGAGAACCUGGUUGAUGAUGUUGUGGAUGACACAGAGGCUGAGGCAGGUAGUCAGGUACCAGAGACUCAGGUCCCAGACACUCAGGAAAGAGACACUCAGGCCACUGGUUCAGAACCUCAGCCCAGUGCACCAUCUUCAUCAGGCGUUCGGGGUGCCGAGUACACUGAUUUAGUGGCUCGGUUGGAUAGGAUCGAGGCUGACACUCAGGGUCUGUAUGCUGCUCAUGUCGAGCUGAAGAAGGCAUACGAGACCAGCCAUGUAGAGCUGAAGGGUGGUCAGAACGUAAUUAUGGAGCAGCUCAGACACAUAUUGGCCAUGUUGAAUCGUCCGCCAACGACAGCUUCAGCACCGGCGGCCCCAGCAGAUCCAUCUACCCCAGCACCAGCUGCUUCACCCCCAGUAGAAGAGGAUGAGGUCUUCCCCGACGAUUACGAUCCUUAUGAGGGAGCUCCAGCGACUCCGAUCGAGGCACAACCUCUUAUCCAUGUACAUGACACCGAGUCGCAGGGUGAGAUUCUGUCCAUAGAGGCACAACCUGCAGUGGUUAAGAGUCGGAAGAGGAAGAGAAAGCCUCCUGUAUGGUUCGGUGACUAUACGGAGAUGAAGAGGAGACAUAGGCCAUCUUCGACUUUUGAUCCCCUGGAGCCACCGGAUGAGAAAUUGUUAACCACUUUCCGAAAGUGGUGUGUUGGACUCAUUCUGAACAACCGACUUCGGGAUUUGAGAAGUGGUGAUUACGGUCCAGGAUUCUUUUGGAUAAUGCUCACACCAAAGGAAUGGCUUACAGAUGACGUAAGUAAAGUAUUUUAUAAUAUUACUUCACUUUACAACUUUAUGUGCAAUUAAUAUAUUUUUUUGUCUAACUGACAUUUCCCUUUAUAUGCAGCAUAUAGAUGCAGCAAUGCAUAUGCUGAGGAGGCGACGCACUGACUAUCAACUGACAUUUCCUCAGAAGGGUAUCAUUCUCUCCACAUUCGUGACCGCCAUGAUGAGCAGUGCAUGGACGAGCCACAAGGGUCCGAGGAAAAACUUUAAAUGGGAGGAUUAUAUCCUGGACUACUGCAGAGGGGCUCAUAAGUCCCAAGUCUUUGAGAGAUGGAGGGGUAACGAGUUUAUUUACUUCGUUCUGAACCUUCCCGAGGCAAGGCACUGGGUCACAGUUGAAGUCGACAUAGAGCUGUGGAAAAUUAAUGUCUACGACUGUGAUUCCAGCGUCUGUCAUUGGACCGCCUUGGAACCCAUCCUGAAGGUUUGGGCAGAACUGCUGCCCUCGCUAAUCCUUGCAACCGGGGAAUUUCCACAUAACAACCAGAUCAUGGCGUUAGCUAACUGUGACAUCACGGUGCUUCCAAAAAUGCACGCGACUCGAGCCACUCACGAC